This is a messenger RNA of Nematocida homosporus, 1395 nucleotides long. Its product is annotated as tRNA (guanine37-N1)-methyltransferase. NCBI's taxonomy places the organism in Eukaryota, Fungi, Microsporidia. Gene Ontology annotation, biological process: tRNA N1-guanine methylation. The record is from RefSeq and is a predicted model, not a curated record. Gene Ontology annotation, cellular component: cytoplasm. The coding region runs from base 1 to 1395 and encodes 464 amino acids. The transcript has a single exon.
AUGUGUGGCCGAGAUGUUAUUUAUGUUGCGAUUGAAGCGGGGACGUAUAACGAGCGGAUUAAGUGUCGGGUAGGCCGGUUAGAGGGUAAGGAGCCUAGUUUGGGCGGGAAGGCGCGUUUAGGAGUGCCAAGGAUUCCCAGUAUUGUGCAUAGUGAGGCCUUUCAACCGGGUGAGCGUGGAUUUUGGCUAGAUAUUCAUGUAUCUCAAGAUGGUGAAGAUAAGGAUAGUAAUGGUAGAGAUAGUAAUGGUAGAGAUAGUAAUGGUAAAGAUAGUAGAGAUGAGGAUAGUAAUGAUAAAGAUAGUAAUGGUAAAGAUAGUACAGAUAUCAAAAGUAAUAAUAGAGAUAGUAAAGAUAUCACAAAUACUAGUAGAGAUAGUAAAGAUAAUAGUGGUAAUGAGGGGGGAAGAAGAGAGGCCUAUGGGAUUUGGGGAGUGGAAGAGGAAGAAGGAUGUUUGGCUGAAUUGGUUUUGGAGUACUCAUACUUUACACACACAGAACUGCUGAAACGGGCGGGUAUUAAGGAAAGUGAGUAUCAGUCAAGUUAUAAUCGAGUGGGAAGUAUUAUUCACUUGAAUCUGAAAGAAGAGACUUUGCCACAUAAAGGGAUUAUUUCAAAGGUGCUUUACGAUAAGAUUAAAGACUGUCGAACAGUAGUGCGGAAAGUAGCUAAUAUUUCGGGAGUCUUUCGUAAUAUUGAGAUUGAACACUUGCAAGGGGUUGAGGAUUAUAAGACUGUGCAUCGUGAAAAUGGGUUACGGUUUAGUAUUAGCUAUGAUAAGGUGUACUGGAACUCGAAAUUACAAGUGGAAAGAGUGCGGUUGAUGAAAGAGAUAAAAGCAGGGGAGAGUAUUUGUGAUUUAUUCUGUGGGGUGGGGCCUUUUGCUAUUCUGGCAUUAAGUCGUGGGGCACGUGUUUGGGCGAAUGAUCUGAAUCCAGAGAGUGUGCGUAAUUUCCAGGAAAGUGUUAAGCUUAACCGGAAAGUACUUGGAGUGGUGAGUGAAAAGGAAGCUUGGGAUGCAGGAUUAGAAGAUAGAGUUAGAUUGUUUAAUUUGGAUGCUGGUGAGUUUUUGCGGGUGGCUAGUGGUGAGAUCGCACAGGGUGGUGAUAGUUGGGGAUACUUUGACCAUUACAUUUUGAACUUACCCGAACUGACUCUGCAGUACUUGCAAGGAUUUGUGGAGUUGGAAAGGAAGUGUCCUAAACAGGAAAACCAGAAUUCUUAUCAAAAAUCUUAUGUGCACGCUUACUUCUUUGUCCGACCGGGCGAGCAGGCAGUUGAUUUAGUUGAGCAGGCACUGGGCAGAAAAGUCGAAGGAAAGGCCCGGCUAGUACGUAAAGUUUCACCAUCUAAGGCUAUGUGGUUGGUUUCGUUUGUUAUCGGACUACCAAAAUAA